GCAUACACCCUUCACAUUUUUUUUGCGGACCGCCAUAACUAUAGAAGAAGAAGAUAAUUUAUACCAGCGUCGUAGCAAAGACACCGCGACUAUAUACUGGAUAUCUAGCAACAAAUGGCUACCACCAAUUUCUUAUGCUAUCGCAUGUUUGGAUGUUAAUGACUUAUAUCUUCAGCUAAGGACAGGUUUAGCUAGCUAGGUUGUUUUUACACAUACAUUUCCAAUAGGGUAUCGAGAUGCUAACUAGCUAAUGUCAUCAAGCCAUAAAUUGUGACCCCCAGACAUACAGAAGAAUCCGGGCUCACUGAGGCCGGUCAGUCAGCUUGCUAACAGGGUUUUGCUACGGAAGCUAACACAGAAUAGCCAGCCAUCCAAAUCGUGGACAAUUGAUUAGUACCGCAUUCUGUAGCUAGCUAGCUUGAGAGACCGACAGCUAGCUAGCUAGCUAGCUAAAGAAGCACGUCUGUCAUUUAUUGACAGACCGGCCGGUUGGGCUAACAUGGAGACAUCGGGGAGAAUAGCAACCACGCCAGACGCCCUCGACUUCACAGUGGAAAACGUGGAGAAGGGGCUCCACCAGUUGUACUAUGACCCUAACAUUGAGAAUAAGAAUCUGGCCCAGAAGUGGUUGAUGCAGGCUCAGGUCUCCCCUCAGGCCUGGCAGUUCUGCUGGGCUCUGCUCAGCCCUGACAAGGUUCCUGAAAUCCAGUACUUUGGGGCUAGUGCCCUCCACACUAAGAUAUCCCGCUACUGGUCUGAUAUCCCUUCUGACCAGUAUGAGACCCUGAAGACUCAACUCUUCUCCCAGAUCGCCUGCUUCUCCUCCGGAUCCAAGAUGGUGCUAACGCGUCUGUGUGUGGCGCUGGCCUCCCUGGCCCUGAACACCAUGCCAGAGGUGUGGCCGGGCGCCGUGCCAGAAAUGGUGCGUGUGUUCCAAGAGGAGGGAGGGGGGGUGGAUGGCCGGGCCAGAUGUCUGGCCCUGCUGGAGCUUCUGACCGUCCUGCCUGAAGAGUUCCAGACCAGCCGCAUGCCGCAGUACCGCAAGGGACAGGUGCGAGGUGCUCUGGGUCGUGAGUGGGGGUCAGUGUGUCCACUGCUGCAGCAGCUGCUGCGUCAAGGGGACAGUCCCGGGGCAGUGAAGUCUCGUGUCCUGCGCUGUCUGUCCUCCUGGGUGCUGCUGGACGUCCCUCUCAGUGAGAGUGAAGGACUGGUGGAGGACUGUUUCACUGCUCUACCAGACCCCGAGCUGUUUGAUACCGCCGUGGAGGCUAUUGUCAACGCCAUAUCACAACCCGACUCCCAGAGAUAUGUGAACACGCUACUGAAGCUGGUGCCACAGGUCUUGUCCCUGCAGGAACAACUAAGAGAGGCCGUCCAGAACGGAGACAUGGAGACGUCACACGGAAUCUGUCGCAUCGCUGUCGCGCUGGGCGAAAACCACUCCAGGGCUCUGCUGGAGCAGGUAGAGCAUUGGCAGGGCUUUCUCGCAUUGGUCAACAUGAUCAUGUUCUGCACUGGGAUACCAGGACACUAUCCAGUCAACGAGACGACCAGCUCCCUCACACUCACCUUCUGGUACACACUACAGGAUGACAUCAUGUCGUUUGACUGUGAGAGACAGGCGGUGUAUCUGCAGGUUUAUAGACCCGUGUAUUUCCAGCUGGUGGAUGUUCUGCUGCAUAAAGCCCAGUUCCCCUCUGACCAGGAGUACGCAUCAUGGUCCUCAGAUGAGAAGGAGCAGUUCAGGAUUUACAGGGUGGAUAUCUCAGACACUCUGAUGUAUGUGUAUGAGAUGCUAGGAGCUGAGCUGCUCAGUAACCUGUAUGAGAAACUAGGACGAAUAUUGACCAACACAGAACAAGCCUCGUCAUGGCAGCAUACAGAAGCAUUGCUGUAUGGGUUCCAGUCUAUAGCGGAGACGAUAGAUGUCAACUACUCUGAUGUCAUCCCAGGCCUGAUCGGACUCCUCCUCAGAAUCAACAUCAACAACGUCCAACUGGCCGACACCGUCAUGUUCACUAUCGGAGCUCUAGCAGAGUGGUUGGCGGACCACCCGGUGAUGUUGAGUAGUGUUUUACCUCUGGUACUCCAGGCCUUGGGGAACCCAGACCUGUCCAUCUCCUCAGUCUCCACACUCAAGAAGAUCUGCCGAGAGUGCAAAUACGACCUGCCACCCUAUGCCUCCAAUAUAGUGGCUGUAUCACGUGUACGUGAGGUGCUGAGCAAACAGAUUCACAAGACCAGUCAGUGUAUGUGGCUGAUGCAGGCUUUGGGCUUCCUGCUGUCUGCUCUGCAUGUGGAGGAGAUACUGAGGAACCUGCACUCUCUCAUCACUCCCUACAUCCAACAACUUGAGAAACUAGCUGAUGAGACGCCCAACCCGUCCAAUAAACUAGCGAUAAUCCACAUUCUAGGUCUGCUGUCCAAUCUCUUCACUACGCUGGACAUUAGCAAACAGGAGGACGAAUCAGGAGAGAGCACUGCUCCCCCUGUCAAAACUGCCCCACUCCCACCAGGGCCUAACCCGGUGGUGGUGGUCCUACAGCAGGUCUUUGCUCUCAUUCAGACGGUCCUCAGCAAGUGGCUCAACGACUCUCAGGUGGUGGAGGCCGUGUGUGCUAUCUUUGAGAAGUCGGUGAAGACUCUCCUCCAUGACUUUGCCCCCAUGGUGUCUCAGCUCAGUGAGAUGCUAGGACAGAUGUACAGUACCAUACCACAGGCCUCAGCACUGGACCUCACACGACAGAUGGUCCAUAUAUUUGCCAGAGAGACGGACCACUUCCCUCCCAUCAAGGCUCUAUUUGAUCUGGUCACCUCAGUAACACUCUCCAUCUUCCAGCAAGGACCCAGGGAUCAUCCUGAUAUUGUUGAUUCAUUUAUGCAACUCCAAGCUCAGGCCCUCAAACGGAAGCCAGAUCUCUUCUUGUCUGAGAGUCUUGACGUGAAAGCUGUGUUCCAUUGUGGACUAUUGUCACUGAAAUUCCCUGAGGCUCCAACAGUCAAGUCUACCUGCUUGUUUUUUACGGAGUUGUUGCCCCGCUGCUCAGAUGUGCCCCCAGUGGCCAGAGUGGUGCAGGAGAACGGAAAACUACUGCUGCAGGCGGUACUAGAGGCAAUCGGUGGAGGUUCAUCUCGUAGUCUGAUGGAACAGUUUGCUGAGGUGCUGUUCAGUCUCAAUAAGCACUGUUUCCCUUUGCUCACGGUGUGGCUGAAAGAGGCGCUGCAGGCACAAGGCUUCCCCUCUACUAGGGUCACCACAGAACAGAAAGACACCUUCACCCAACAGAUACUCAGAGAGCGAGUGAAUAAGCGGAGGAUGAAGGACAUAGUGAAGGAGUUUACACUAGUGUGCAGAGGUCUUCACGGGACCGAGUAUGCUGCUGAAUACUGCCUCUGACCCCUGACCUUGCCAUGACCCCCAGGCAGGACGCCACAUUACUACAGUACCCAUAAACCCCUCAAAACUGGAGUUUCCAUUGGACGAUAGAAACAAGACCCUCCCCCUAGAACAGAAAACAGCUCUCCAUAAAGGUCUGCCAAUGAUGGAGCUAUGUCACACCCCACUGCGGUCUGAGGAAGGUUGCUCAACCCCCCCCCCCCCCCAUUUCUGUGACUUCAAUUACAAGCAUGCCCUCUGUUUGUCUCGCUUUGACUUUUGGUUACGAUCUUCCAUGGCUCCAAGGCUGUUUCUCUGCUGUUUCCUGGUUGUUUAGCAUCUGAGACGAUAGUGGUACUGUACCUACCGUACGUAGCUAGCUAGUUGUCCUUUGUAUCUUUGGAAAGAAAACCAAAAUAAAUAUAUAUCUAAACAUAUAUAUAUAUAAACACACACACAUAUAAAUACCUAAUGUAACGAAACACAGCCAGUCCUGCUGCUGCUAAACAGGAAGAGAGAGGGACCAAUGACAGGAUAGCAUUCUGUGGAUAGACACAUUUUCAGCAUAAUGUAUAUCGUACAACACUGACUCGCGCACCCCCAUGCUCUUACGUUUGCCAAAAUUAUUGUGGAACGUCAUGUGAACUAGUCUUUUAUUUUGUGUAUUUGAUAGUUGCCUUGAUGGGGAAAUUAUGAGGGGAUUGAUUGAAGAUUGAACCACUGACUAAGUAGAAGAUUAUAGACUCUGCUCUCCUGCACCUGCCAUACUCACACACACACACACACACACACACACACACACACACACACGGUCACAAAACUGUAGUUUCCUCAUGAAUCUAGAAUGUAUUUAGUUCAGGAGAGAGUGAUAGAGAGAUGAAUGUUGGGAGGGGAUCGAUGGGGGUGUGUAGGAGAGGGGUAUGUUGUCCUAGCUGUGGACUACAGUCACUGUAAUCGUGCAACUCUAUUAAUCAUGUUGUGCGUAUUAACAGUCAUAUUACUGAACAUUUCCGUGCGUGUGUGUGUAUGGGCGCAUGUUUUUGCGCAAGUGUGCAGAUGUCUGCCUCCCCACUUAUUGAGUGCACUUAUAUCGGACCUACAUCACUUUCACAUACCAACCCCCCCCCCAAUGGCCCCGCCCCCUUUAGAAACGGACCCCACCCUCCCAUUUGACACUCUUAGUCCUCCCAUACAUACAGCACAUGUCCCGAGUACUCUACUUCAAUGUUCUCCGCUUGCCACACAGACCAAAAUAAUACAACAGUCCACUAACCUCCACAUGGCCUGGAUUGACUGACCAGUCCUAACCAACGACUAGAUGAACUCAUCCAUAUGAUCUAUAAACCAGUAGAACAAACCGCACACCAUACUGCUCUUAACCGGUGCCUGUCAACCAGUGUCUUAUCAACCAACCGGUUGCCUGCCUAGACUGAAACCAGAGGGAGGGGGGUAGUCACUGAUGUCAGAAAGAUUAUUCAGGAAGUAUAUUUGCACUGGGCGCCAGAUGAAAUGGAACUCCUCUCAGUGAAUGGAAUUGAGACUGUGUCUGAAAUGAAACCAACGUGCACUACUUUGAGAAUAGAUGGAGAUCAGAAUAGGGUACCAUUUAAGACGGAUGAAACGAUUGGUGCAGCCGGCUCCCUUGUUUAUUUCCUGGUUCCUUAUUACAUCAACUGGGUCCAUUCUCUCUUUCUGUCACUCUAGGUGCCUGCAGACAUGUAGCAUGUGUGUGUUUUUGUGGUAAGGGCGUGGGUGAUUGUGAAAUACUGUGAGUGUGACACUGUGAGAAAAUUCUCUGGGUCGAAGUUGGCCUUAGACACAGAUCGUGGAUCCUCUUAACCAUUACUGACUGAAGAUGCAAGACUGACUUUAGAUCAGUGUCUAGUGUUGACUUCAUCCAGCGCCUAAGGGUACAGUCUGGGAAUAUGUCGUCACUGAGAGAGGAGAGGAGGAGUGGGUAAGGGAAGGGGGGGAUAAAAUGUACAUUUCUUUUUUGUACUUUGUUUUAAUUUAUUAAAUAUAUCUUAAGACGGCACUUCUGGUGUGCGAAUGUGUCCAUUAAAGACUUUCAGGCACUUCCUACUGGCCACUAUGUUAGGUCUGUGUUUUAAUGUAAUGUAAAUAAAACAUGUUAAAUGAAACAUC
This is a messenger RNA of Oncorhynchus kisutch (coho salmon), 5521 nucleotides long. RefSeq names its product importin-13. Gene Ontology annotation, cellular component: cytoplasm. The record is from RefSeq and is a predicted model, not a curated record. The transcript is spliced from 23 exons. The coding region runs from base 500 to 3397 and encodes 965 amino acids. Lineage: Eukaryota; Metazoa; Chordata; Actinopteri; Salmoniformes; Salmonidae. Gene Ontology annotation, molecular function: small GTPase binding. Gene Ontology annotation, biological process: protein import into nucleus.